GCAGGAGGUGGAAGAAUCUUGAAGUUUACGGUGUACUUCUGUGGUUUGGGUUCUGUGUGUCCUGGGGAAUACGAAGAUGAACGGGACAGCCUUAAGAAUCCUUAAGGAGCAGAUCAAGAAGGAAAAACUGAUGCGGUGCUCUCAAUGCCGAGUUGCCAAAUACUGUAGUGCUAAAUGUCAGAAAAAAGCUUGGCAGGACCACAAGCGGGAAUGCAAAUGCCUCAAAAUCUGCAAACCCAGAUAUCCUCCAGACUCUGUCCGACUUCUUGGCAGAGUUGUUUGCAAACUUAUGGAAGGAACAUCCUCAGAGUCAGAAAAACUGUACUCGUUUUGUGAUCUGGAAUCAAAUAUUAACAAACUGACUGAAGAUAAAAAAGAGGGCCUCAGGCAACUUGCAAUGACAUUUCAGCAUUUCAUGAGAGAGGAAAUACAGGAUGCUUCUCAGCUGCCACCUUCCUUUGACAUUUUUGAAGCCUUUGCAAAAAGACGAGGUCUCACCAAGUUGCCCAAGCUGGUCUCAAACCCCUGGGUUCAGGCAAUCCUCUUGCCUCAGCCUCCCGAAGUGCUGGGAUUACAGACUUGAGCCACUG
Molecule: messenger RNA, 590 nt
Organism: Carlito syrichta (Philippine tarsier)
Lineage: Eukaryota; Metazoa; Chordata; Mammalia; Primates; Tarsiidae
Product: histone-lysine N-methyltransferase SMYD3
Exons: 6
Coding region: 77-583 (168 amino acids)
Cellular component (GO): nucleus
Source: RefSeq, a predicted model, not a curated record